AAAAUUACUCUUCGGACUCUAGAUAAGGGGAAUGUUGAUCAUAAAAGCUUUUUAAUCUAUUUGUAAAUUUAUCAUAAAACGUCAACAGUCGGUAUUGUUAAUUUAAAAGUUUUUCUUGCUCCAAAUAAUUACGUGAAUUUCCAUUUAUUGUGUGACGUCAAAAAUUAUUGAAUAAUAGCAAUAAAAGUGAAUAAUUUACAAAUUUUUGUAUGCUGUAAAAGUUCCUUGUCAUAUCAGAAAAACAAGAUUACAUCAUUGUAUUUUUAAUAAUUAAUAGUUGUAAAAGAAAAUUUUUUUCCUCAAGUGAUUCGGAAAGUGAUAAAAAAUAAAAAUACGACAUAUAUAAUACAGAAAUAUAAAUAAAUGGAUAAAUAAUAGAAAUAAUUAAUAAAUAUAAAAUAAACAAAAUAAGAAAUUAAUAUAAAUUUAUUAAAAUAAACAAUGGCGAAAGUAAUAAUUUCACGUGAUAAAUGUUUAUUACGAUCUCUGUAUCAAAUACCAAGAGGAAAAUAUUAUUCAACAAAUGUCAACGAUGUUAGAUCUCCAUUAUCUGGAAUUAGGGUCAUGGAUUUGACAAGAGUUGUUGCGGGACCCUAUUGUACAAUGCUCUUAGGUGAUUUGGGUGCAGAAAUAUUAAAAAUUGAAGAGCCAGGUAUUGGUGAUCAAACACGACAAUGGGGACCAUUUUUUGGUAAUUCAAAAAAAGCCACAGCCUAUUUUGUCAGUUUAAAUCGUAACAAAAAAAGUAUUUGCAUUGAUUUAAAACGAGGCAAAGAAAUUAUUUAUGAUUUAGCAAAAAAAUCUGACGUACUUAUGGAAAAUUAUGUACCUGGGAAAUUAUCCAAAUAUGGAUUAAGUUAUGAAGAAAUUCAUAAAAUUGCUCCACAUUUAGUUUAUUGUUCAUUAACUGGUUAUGGGUACAAAGGUCCUUAUAGAAACAGACCGGGUUACGAUGUAAUAGCAGCAUCUUACGGAGGACUUUUGGAUAUGACUGGACCAGAAAAUGGUCCUCCAUGUCGUCCAGGCGUUGCAUUGACUGAUAUUUCGACAGGUUUAUAUGCUCACGGUGCAAUAAUGGCAGCACUAAUUCAAAGAACAAAAACAAAUGAGGGCCAAUGGAUUCAAUGUGAUUUAUUGUCAACGCAAAUAGCCAAUUUAAUAAAUAUUGGCUCAGCAUAUUUAAAUGGAAAUCAGGAGUCAAGAAAAUGGGGUUCAGCAUUAGACAGUAUUGUUCCCUAUGAGGCAUUUAAAACAAAAAAUGGAUGGUUCACCGUUGGAACUGGUAGCGAUGGACAAUAUCGAGAUUUAAUUAAUCGAAUGAAUCUCCAACAAUUGAAUGAUAAAUAUGAAACAAAUGCAAUACGUGUGAAAAAACGCGAUGAAUUAGUGGCAAUAUUGAAAAGUGUUUUUCUCAAAAAAACCAAUGAUGAAUGGUCUGAAAUUUUUGAAGGUGCUUCCUUUCCUUAUGCGCCUGUUAAUAAUAUGAAAAAUACGUUCAACGAUAAACACAUUAAGGAAAUAGGAAUAGUGAAGGAAGUGGAAAUUCCUGAGGAAGGAACAGUGAAAAUAGUUGGACCAGCCGUCACUUAUAGUGACAGCAAAAAUGAAAUUCGCUCACCGCCACCGAAAUUAGGACAAAAUACUAUAGAAGUUAUGAGAGAUAUUUUACAAUAUCCAGAGGAUUCUAUCAAGAAUUUAUUAAAAAACGGCGUUAUACAAUAGAGAUUUUUUUAUUAUUGUUUUAAUCUUUUAUUUUUAACUUCUUGAAAGUUGAAAAUAUUUUUAAAAUUGAAUUUUUUUUAAACUUAAAAAAAUGUAUAAUUAAUUUUUUCUUUUUUAAAUAUUUUUAAAUAUUAAGACUUUUUACAAAUAAAUAUAUUUUAUGUAUUUAUGGAAAUAAAUAAGAAAAUUUUAUACCAAGAAAAUAAA
Molecule: messenger RNA, 1929 nt
Organism: Leptopilina boulardi
Lineage: Eukaryota; Metazoa; Arthropoda; Insecta; Hymenoptera; Figitidae
Product: succinate--hydroxymethylglutarate CoA-transferase
Exons: 3
Coding region: 442-1722 (426 amino acids)
Molecular function (GO): catalytic activity
Source: RefSeq, a predicted model, not a curated record